Fusarium sp. VM40 is the source of this 306-nucleotide messenger RNA. NCBI's taxonomy places the organism in Eukaryota, Fungi, Ascomycota, Sordariomycetes, Hypocreales, Nectriaceae. The record is from the annotation of a GenBank genome assembly.
AUGUCUGGGACUGCCCCAAAUAAUCCUGCCUCCGGUGGCUCAUACCAACAUGGACAGGCGCAAAACAUCAUCGAUGAAACUAAAGAAACCUUUGGACGAACGGUGGAUGCGAAUAUCGGGGAUAGCAUCGACGCGGGGAACACUAAAGGCGGCACUUCCAGCCGCGUUGAUGACAUCCUCGAUCAACCUGGCAAAGGAAGUGGGAAUACAGCGGCGCAGCGCAAAGCUUCAGCUGUUGAUGAGAAGGGCUUCAAAGUUGGGGAGGAGGCGGAUUUUCAUAAUCUGGCACAGAGCAAACAACCUUAA